This is a messenger RNA of Ilex paraguariensis (yerba mate), 1223 nucleotides long. The record is from the annotation of a GenBank genome assembly. Lineage: Eukaryota; Viridiplantae; Streptophyta; Magnoliopsida; Aquifoliales; Aquifoliaceae.
AUGGAUACAUUUUCACAUGUUCCUCCAGGUUUUAGAUUCCACCCCACAGAUGAAGAACUUGUCGAUUACUACCUCAGAAAAAAGGUAGCUUCGAAAAGAAUUGAUCUAGAUGUCAUUAAAGAUGUUGAUCUUUACAAAAUCGAGCCAUGGGAUCUUCAAGCAGAGCUUUGUAAGAUAGGAACUGAGGAGCAAAGUGACUGGUAUUUCUUCAGCCAUAAAGAUAAGAAGUAUCCAACUGGGACUCGCACUAAUAGAGCUACAAAAGCUGGAUUCUGGAAAGCUACAGGCAGAGAUAAGGCUAUUUACUCUAGGCAUAGUUUGGUUGGCAUGAGAAAGACCUUGGUGUUUUAUAAAGGCCGAGCCCCAAAUGGACAAAAGUCAGAUUGGAUAAUGCACGAAAAUCAUAGCCGCAGAAGAAGAAGAUCAUUAUCGUACCAGAUAGUUGCCUCGUUCCUUGGUGUUUCGUCGGUGUUUGGCGCAUUCCUCGCAACUCUAGACAUUGUGGGUUUUAUUCACAAUAGGCAAUCAAGCUUAGAGAAGCAGCACUGUUGGGGCUUGAAGCCCACAUCUGGUAGACUUGUACUGACUACUGAGAAACCUAAUUUGGUAGCAAUUUGGCAACGAGGCCAUUCAUCUCUUCCUGAUGCUUGUUGCUUAAAGUAUUGGGGAUUGGAUUCGGGCAUAUCACAAGUACUUCAGGUAUCUGCUUGGGCGUGUGAUUGGUGGAACUGUUUACCCUGGAUUGACGUUGACGGCAGGCACCUUGUGGUGGAUACUGAAUUCUUUAAACAUUCCUCUAUCUGUAGAGACUGUGUAUUUACUGCUCCAACAUUCUCUGGUAUUGCUGCUUGGGCUACUUUCCUUUUGACGAAGGAAGUUAAAGGCACCGGUGCUGGACUGACUGCAGCAGCUCUUUUGGCCAUGGUUCCAUCCUAUAUAUCUCGCUCUGUGGCUGGCAGUUAUGACAAUGAAGCUGUUGCUAUAUUUGCUUUGAUCUUCACUUUUUAUCUCUAUAUAAAGGUCAGAUUUGAUAAGAGUUGUGUUAGGUGUCCCUACUGUGCUAUAUUUAGUACUAAAACUAAACUUUGUUAAUAUCUUUGUUACUGUACUAUAGGUUGAUCAUUUUUUAUGGAUCUUUAUUGAAAUUUUACUGAUGGAUUGUGAUUUGUAUAACGAACCAUUUCCUGACUAUGAUUACUCAUUAUCUGCGGACACUGAACACU